UGACCAGUAGUAGUACUAUCAAAGCAUGGCGCUGAAAUGGGGUAUAGUUUCAGCCGGCAGAAUCUGCCAUGACUUCGUAACAGCAGUUCAAACUUAUCCCGAAACAGACCACAGAAUUGUAGCAAUUGGUGCUAGAGCACUGACUAGUGCCCAAAAAUUUGCCAAAGAUCACCAAAUACCAAAAGCCUACGAAGGCUACGAAGGAAUUGCAAGAGACCCAGAAGUUGACAUCGUAUAUGUUGGAAAUUUAAACCCUCAACACUUCGAAGUCUCGAAGUUAAUGUUAGAACAUGGGAAGCACGUUUUGUGUGAAAAACCUCUCACUCUGAACGAAAAACAAACUCGGAAAUUGGUGGAACUGGCACGCCACAAGAAACUGUUUUUGAUGGAAGCAGUGUGGUCUCGCUGUUUUCCAGCCUAUAAGGAAAUGAAGCGAUUGAUCGAAUCUGGAGCCAUUGGUGAGGUUCUCUUUGCUUCCGUGCACUUUGGACAUGCUUUGCAACAUGUGGAAAGACUCAAAGCGGUGGAAAUGGGAGGAGGUGCCAUCUUGGAUUUGGGAGUCUACAUGUUGCAAUUCCAACAGUACGUUUUCCGUGGACUGCGUCCCAUCAAAAUUGCAGUCAAUGGCCAUUUAAAUGACCAAAAAACCGACGAAAGUGCCGGUGCUAUCAUCACUUAUCCUGAUGGCAAAAUGGCAGUGGUUAGCACUUCGGCCAGAGUAUCGCUACCAAAUGAAGGCACUGUUGUUGGCACCAAAGGCACAAUCAGAAUGCCCGAUUUUUGGUGUCCCACUCAACUUAUUACGCCCGAAAAAACGUACCACUACGAGCUGCCCAAAACACCGGUUGCUUUUUUCCAUAAGAACAGUGCCGGGUUAGCUUACCAAGCUGAAGAAGCGCGACAGUGUAUCAAAGCUGGUAAAACAGAAUGUCCCCACAUGCCACACCAGGAGUCAAUUGAACUAGCCCAGCUGAUGGAUUUAUUGAGGAAAGAAGUUGGGGUUGUUUUUCCGCAAGAUUUUGAAUAACCACUGUAUUUUGACGAAGAUUUCGAGAAAAUUUGUAUGCAAUGUAAUUUGAUUCGGAGAAUAAUAAAGAACUUUGAAAGAG
This is a messenger RNA of Tribolium castaneum (red flour beetle), 1109 nucleotides long. RefSeq names its product trans-1,2-dihydrobenzene-1,2-diol dehydrogenase. The transcript has 4 exons. Bases 26 to 1027 code for a protein of 333 amino acids. The record is from RefSeq and is a predicted model, not a curated record. Gene Ontology annotation, molecular function: nucleotide binding. Lineage: Eukaryota; Metazoa; Arthropoda; Insecta; Coleoptera; Tenebrionidae.